Messenger RNA from Brassica napus (rape), 889 nucleotides. RefSeq lists its product as uncharacterized. NCBI's taxonomy places the organism in Eukaryota, Viridiplantae, Streptophyta, Magnoliopsida, Brassicales, Brassicaceae. The record is from RefSeq and is a predicted model, not a curated record. The coding region runs from base 39 to 584 and encodes 181 amino acids. The transcript has a single exon.
UCUUUAGUCUAUCCUCUCUUCCACAACAAGAAAAAAAAAUGGUCCAAAAGCCAAACACUGGUGCGCCUAGCCCAUUGCAGCUGCAGCAGCAACCACCAAAGCAAUGGCUCAACCGCAGCAAAACAUUCUUCGACGUUCCUAAUCCGAAAAUCGUUACAAUCUUUCUCAUAAGUAUCUUUGCCACGUUUUUCUCAGGCAUUGCUUUUGUCUUUGAAUGGAUAUUUCAUGGCAAGAACCAUGCCGGAUUCCAAUGGAUCAUCUACUACGGCUUGUCCUUAAUCUUUCUUCCUGUUCUGAUCCUGCUCGGUCUUGGUAUCGUCAUUGCUGUUACGACCAGGCACGAGUCAAAACAGGUUGCUAGCUCCAUCGUGGAAGUUGAAGAACAGCAACAUGUCGACCAUUCUGCCGGUAAAGGUGGCAAUGAAGAAAAAGAUUAUGAUAAAAACUGUCAGAGUUUGGCUGUUGUGGUUGAUGGAUAUGAUAAAAAGAGCGCCGCGAAAACAUUGGAGCAUAAAACUUUAAAACUGAAACGCGCCGUUUCGUUCCCAUUGCGUAGCCAAGCAAGAUCAUGCCGGACUAGGUGAGUGUUCCAGUCACUAUGGAUCAUCUAUCUUCCCCCAUGUAAUUUCUUUCCUUUAUUUUUCGAUGAGAUUUAUCUGCACUUCUGUUAACUUUUAUUUAAUUGUGUAAUGCUGGUCUUAUAAUAAUUAUUUUGAAAAAGAAAUCUAAACCAACCUAAAAUGUCGAAAAUCGAUUCUCGACAAGUCAAUUGUCAUCUUAGGUACGUACAAGAAAUCACGUUGUGAUUGUCGCGACGUUUUAAAAUUAGUCUUAAGGAUGAACAGAGAUGUUUUGAUCUAUAAUUUAAAUACGUAAAUAUAAAUAUUAG